AUGUCGACUUACGUCCCCAAGUCGUCUCGCGACAACGUGUAUCGGUUCUUCUUCACGGAGGGCGUGAUCGCGUGCAAGAAGGAUCGCAUGGGCACGUGGACGGGCACCCUCGGCGGUAGCACCUUCACGGUUCCGUGCAUUCAGGUGAUGCAGCUGAUGCGCUCCCUGAAGAGCCGCAGCCUGAUCAAGGAGCAGUACGCGUGGCGCCACUACUACUGGACCCUGAACGACGAGGGUAUUGCCUACAUGCGCAACUACCUGCAUCUUGCUCCGUCGGUGAUGCCGAACACGCAGAAGCCGAGCAGUGUGAACUUCGAGAAGGUGACAGAGGGUCGCGGCCGCGGUCGUGGCCGUGGUGGCCGUGGGCGCGGCGAGGGCCGCGGUCGCGGACGUGGCGAGGGCCGUGGUCGUGGCAGCCGUGGCCGUGGCUUCGGUGGCGAGCGCACAAACUACCGUGCCGCCGCCGCCGCGGCAAUGGAGGGUGAGGCUGCCCCAGCAGCGGCUGCGGAGUAG
Molecule: messenger RNA, 513 nt
Organism: Leishmania braziliensis MHOM/BR/75/M2904
Lineage: Eukaryota; Euglenozoa; Kinetoplastea; Trypanosomatida; Trypanosomatidae
Product: putative 40S ribosomal protein S10
Exons: 1
Coding region: 1-513 (170 amino acids)
Cellular component (GO): cytosolic small ribosomal subunit
Molecular function (GO): structural constituent of ribosome; RNA binding
Source: RefSeq, a predicted model, not a curated record